This is a messenger RNA of Botrytis byssoidea, 768 nucleotides long. RefSeq lists its product as uncharacterized. Lineage: Eukaryota; Fungi; Ascomycota; Leotiomycetes; Helotiales; Sclerotiniaceae. The record is from RefSeq and is a predicted model, not a curated record. Bases 1 to 768 code for a protein of 255 amino acids. The transcript has 3 exons.
AUGGGGCGCUGCACGUAUAGAAACUGGCAAUUAUUCGAACUGUAUGGACUCUCUGCCAUUCCGCUGUUUAUUUUCGGCAGCCGCACUACUUGGUAUAAGCAGGCAAAAGUCCUUGGUGAGCUCAAAGAGGGACAAAAUAGACCCGAUAACUCAAGGGCUUCCGAAUUCAAAAGUUCGACACUCGCAGAAUGUAACAUGGUUGCUGUUGCUGCUGCCGUUAUUGCUCAAAUGGCCAUGACUGGACCGUCACUAGAGCUCUCAAAUCAGACAUAUUGUCUAACAAAGGCGUCUUUUGUCCUCAGCUUGAUAUUCGCCAUCCUGGCUGGGAAGAAAUACGUCGAUGGAUUAGGGGAGGUUCAAAGGAACCGGAUGCUGAAAGAUAGGGCUGGCCAAGCAUAUCAUCAGUCUUCACAGCCUCUGCCCCCAAAUGCUUCUUUCGAUCCCUUUGGAAUGUUAAUAUUGGAUUUGGGCUUACAUCUGGGCCAAUUUGGAACUACAGAACCUAACGGCGCAAAAUAUGCGAUUUUACUGUACACCAUUGGAUUGGUAUUAUUCGUUGGAGCAUAUAGCACAGCGCAAUCUCUUGAUAUCGAGGAAGUCCGCUCAGAGAUUGAAAUCAUCAAUGGGUACAUGGCCGAAUGGAAAGAAAAUCACACGAGUCAAGAUACAGGAGAUAGGCGUCGGCCUCAAACAGCGCAGAUCACGACGAGGACGGAUGAAAAUUCCGAGUCUGAUCCGCUACUGAAGCAAGCCGAAACUAGUGGAUAG